CUGGCUACGGGCCGACGCUCUCCCCAAGUAUACCAUCAUAUAGUGCCAGUCAGAUAACUGUGUUUAAGGUUUGGUCCCAUCGCGACCAAAGCCAGUCACCACAACGUCGCGAGCCUUCGCGCGGUCCGCGACAUUCUUAAAUCAACGCGCGGAAGAAUAGUUGACACAUUCUUGGGUGCCGCAGGCACGGGAAUUACUCCUGGCACUGGCGAACUGCUAGUACGACAGCCGCCCCGCCGCUCACGGUAAUUGACAGUGGCACCGCCAGCAGUGCCAACCUCGGGGACUCCUCAUACACUCCCGCUCUCACCUCACAACUCGGAAAUGAAAGUUGAAACGGGGAAAUCUAAUGAGGGAAAAUGAUAGUUUGGGUUAAGAGACCCGUUUGAUAAGUGACCAGGGCCUAGAGUGCCACUCCACAGGCCUAGAGUGCCGCUCCACAGGCCUAGAGUGCCGCUCCACAGGCCUAGAGUGCCGCUCCACAGGCCUAGAGUGCCGCUCCACAGGCCUAGAGUGCCGCUCCACAGGCCUAGAGUGCCGCUCCACAGGCCUAGAGUGCCGCUCCACACACCUAGAGUGCCACUCCACACGACCAAAGUGCCACACUAAUUCGUCAUGACUUCUCAGUUCGUCAAUACCUAUCGAGAUCUAGAAAGGAAAACCGUAGAAUGGCAACUUCUUGGGACGAUAACAGAUGUGUAAACCUGUGUUAUAAACCCGAGUGUAAACCUGUCUGUAAAUCUGAGUGUAAAGCUGAGUUAUAAACCCGUUUGUGUCGACUUGAACACGUGGUGACGUGAGCGACACCUGUCAAUUUGCCGUUACGUGGUGUUGGCGGCGGCGCGUGAGUUCCUGGCGAGUGUGUAGUGAGUGACAAUGAUGAGUUACAACGUGGGAGGGAUGAGUAACGGCGAGGUGGGCUACCUGGACAAGGUGCAGGCGCCUGGCUCGCCAGGUGAGCACAAACGAUUCACCGUCAGUCAUCUGCUCGAUUUGCCGGAGUUGGUGAGACUGCCGCAGGCGGCCGCCGCCGCUGCGGCCUUUACCCACGACCUGUCCGCCUCUGGCCUACACGAGGGCCAUCUGCCGCAGGAACUAUCGGCGCUGCACCACUUGCAAACCCCACACUUGUACCACCACCAUCACCACCACCACCAGCAGCAGCACCAGCACCUCCAGCAGCACCACACACCACCGCUGCAGCAGCAGCAGCAGCAAGGCUUGGAUUGCUCGGGGGCACAGCAACAUCUGCAGAAGCAGCAACAACAGCAGCAGCUUCACAGCCUCCCGCAGCUCCAAACACAGCAGCAUGUAUCUACCCCUCAGCCUCGCCUUCAGCAGCAGCAACAGCAGCAGCGGCAGACAGCAGCUCCUGCUGGGGAGAAGACUGGAGGCUGCACAACAGCAGCCAAGACAGAGAGAUCACCGUCUUCCGCUCCAGACACGGAUAAAAGUGACGUAACAGUGACACAGAGCUUGUCGCACACAACUGUCCGAGUCGCCGUCGACCGUGCACGGGUCGGCGAGGAAACGGGGCGGUCGCCGGAGAACGAGGCCGUCGCCGGAGAACGGGGGCCAUCGCCGGAGAACGGGGGCCGUCGCCGGAGAUCGGGGACCGUCGCCGGAGAUCGGGGGCCGUCGCCGGAGAACGGGGCGGUCGCCGGAGAACGAGGCCGUCGCCGGAGAACGGGGCGGUCGCCGGAGAACGAGGCCGUCGCCGGAGAACGGGGCGGUCGCCGGAGAACGAGGCCGUCGCCGGAGAACGGGGCCGUCGCCGGAGAACGGGGGCCGUCGCCGGAGAUCGGGGACCGUCGCCGGAGAACGGGGGCCGUCGCCGGAGAACGGGGCGGUCGCCGGAGAACGAGGCCGUCGCCGGAGAACGGGGCCGUCGCCGGAGAACGGGGGCCGUCGCCGGAGAACGAGGCCGUCGCCGGAGAACGGGGGCCGUCGCCGGAGAACGGGGGCCGUCGCCGGAGAACGGGGGCCGUCGCCGGAGAACGGGGGCCGUCGCCGGAGAACGGGGCCGUCGCCGGAGAACGGGGCCGUCGCCGGAGAACGGGGGCCGUCGCCGGAGAACGGGGCCGUCGCCGGAGAACGGGGCCGUCGCCGGAGAACGGGGCCGUCGCCGGAGAACGGGGCCGCCGCCGGAGAACGGGGGCCGUCGCCGGAGAACGGGGGCCGCCGCCGGAGAACGGGGGCCGCCGCCGGAGAACGGGGGCCGCCGCCGGAGAACGGGGGCCGUCGCCAGAGAACGGGGCCGCCGUCGGAGAACGGGGCCCGUCGCCGGAGAACGGGGCCGCCGCCGGAGAACGGGGGCCGUCGCCGGAGAACGAGGCCGUCGCCGGAGAACGAGGCCGUCGCCGGAGAACGGGGCCGUCGCCGGAGAACGGGGCCGUCGCCGGAGAACGGGGCCGUCGCCGGAGAACGGGGCCGUCGCCGGAGAACGAGGCCGUCGCCGGAGAACGGGGCCGUCGCCGGAGAACGGGGCCGUCGCCGGAGAACGGGGCCGUCGCCGGAGAACGGGGCCGUCGCAGGAGAACGGGGCCGUCGCAGGAGAACGGGGCCGUCGCCGGAGAACGGGGCCGUCGCCGGAGAACGGGGCCGUCGCCGGAGAACGGGGGCCGUCGCCGGAAAACGGGAACCGUCGCCGGAGAACGGGGCCGUCGCCGGAGAACGGGGCCGUCGCCGGAGAACGGGGCCGUCGCAGGAGAACGGGGCCGUCGCAGGAGAACGGGGGCCGUCGCCGGAAAACGGGAACCGUCGCCGGAGAACGGGGCCGUCGCCGGAGAACGGGGCCGUCGCCGGAGAACGGGGCCGUCGCCGGAGAACGGGGCCGUCGCAGGAGAACGGGAACCGUCGCCGGAGACAGCGUCCUGCCGACCACAGACAGCGGUUCUGUGUUGGGAACACGCGGACGGAAAGACUCAGGAGCGGAUAUUCGAGCAGAUAAAUGGGCGGAAAGACAGGCGUGGGCGGACAGAUGAUUGGCGUGGCAGUAUACGGACGGACAUAAGUCUUAAUAUCCUACAGUAUCAAAUAUAA
This is a messenger RNA of Procambarus clarkii (red swamp crayfish), 3042 nucleotides long. The record is from RefSeq and is a predicted model, not a curated record. NCBI's taxonomy places the organism in Eukaryota, Metazoa, Arthropoda, Malacostraca, Decapoda, Cambaridae.